Messenger RNA from Passer domesticus (house sparrow), 1672 nucleotides. RefSeq names its product zinc finger protein 501-like. Bases 554 to 1672 code for a protein of 372 amino acids. The record is from RefSeq and is a predicted model, not a curated record. The transcript is spliced from 4 exons. Lineage: Eukaryota; Metazoa; Chordata; Aves; Passeriformes; Passeridae.
AGCACCUUCAGCAAGCGCUGGGGGCUGGGACUGUGUGCAGAAAAUGCCCUGGAGGUCUCUGCAGUCAGGCCAAAGGAACAAAGUUUCAGUUGUGGCCUGGUUAGGGAGCACCAAAAUGGAUUGUUUUCCAUUGCCGGGUGUUCCAAGAGCCCCAGAGGAGAGCCAGGGGGCCAAGGAAUGGAGAGCAGGGACUGUGCAGGAGCUUCAUUGGUAUCAGUCCAGCUGCCCUUUUUUCCUUAUAUGUGCUCCCUGAGAAUGUUCUCCCCUCUCCUGUCCCCCAUUGGUCCUGGUUUACUGCAAUGCUCCGCCCCUGUUACCUCAUUGGUUCCCCAGUUGGCUACCCCUCCUCUGCACCACCUGUGCUCACUUCCCAUUGGUCCUUGACCCUGAGGUCCGCCCCUUUCCCCCCUUACCAAACCCUGUGUUCUCAGCCCCAUUUUGUCUCUGUCCCUGGACCCUCUACAUUGCAAUAAACUGUGUUUGGAGCUCUGCACACAGACCCGUCUCUGGUCUUGUCCAUCAGCAGGAUUUCUCGUUCCCAAACCUUGGGUGGAUGGAGGCUGCCAGGAAGAGGAAGAUGCCCCAGGACACCCAGGGAGAGACCAGGGAGGACAAAUGUCUGUGGCAAAACCUUGUGGAAGAGGCCAUUUUGAGUGACGCCACAGGGCAGGAAUCCAACGGGGAGGAAAAGCCACUGAGAUCCCCCAGGAGGAGGGCCUGCAAACCCAACCUCGGGUGCUGUGAGGAGGAAAGACCCACCCUGAGGCAGGAAGGUGGACAGAGCUUCAGCCAGGGAUCAGAGCUGGUGGCCCAUGGGCAGCUUCAUGGUGGGGAGAAGCCCUACAAGUGCUUGGAGUGUGGGAAGAGCUUCAGGCAGAGCUCACACCUGAUCAGCCACCAGAUGAUCCACACUGGGGAAUGGGCCUACGAGUGUGGGGAGUUUGGGAAGGGCCUGAGGUGCAGCUCAGAACUCGUCAGGCAUGAACUCAUCCACACUGGGGAAAGGCCCUACGAGUGUCCCCAUUGUCUGAAGAGGUUUCAGACCAGCUCCAGUCUCCUGCGCCACCAGCGGAUUCACACAGAGGAGCGGCCCUUCUGCUGCCCUGACUGCGGCAAGGGCUUCAAGCACAACUCCAACCUCAUCAGGCACCGGCGCAUCCACACUGGGGAGAGGCCCUACGAGUGUCCCCGGUGUGGGAAGAGCUUCACCCAGAGCUCCAGCUUGACCGGACACCAACGGAGUCAUGGUGGGGAGAAGCCCUACAAGUGCUUGGAGUGUGGGAAGAGCUUCAGGCAGAGCUCACACCUGAUCAGCCACCAGAUGAUCCACACUGGGGAAUGGGCCUACGAGUGUGGGGAGUGUGGGAAGGGCCUCAGGUGCAGCUCAGAACUCGUCAGGCAUGAACGCAUCCACACUGGGGAAAGGCCCUACGAGUGUCCCCAUUGUCUGAAGAGGUUUCAGACCAGCUCCAGUCUCCUGCGCCACCAGCGGAUUCACACAGAGGAGCGGCCCUUCUGCUGCCCCGACUGCGGCAAGGGCUUCAAGCACAACUCCAACCUCAUCAGGCACCGGCGCAUCCACACUGGGGAGAGGCCCUAUGAGUGUCUCCAGUGUGGGAAGAGCUUCACCCAGAGCUCCAGCUUGACCGGACACCAACGGAGGCACUGGUAA